GGAGCGGAGAGGAGGAGCCACCGGCCCGGGCGGGUGGAGUCGGGAGUCGGAGGGCGGCGGAGGCGGAUUUCCUGGGCCAGCUCUCUUGGGCUACCAUGGCGUUUGGGAAGAGUCACCGCGAUCCCUACGCCACCUCCGUGGGCCACCUCGUAGAAAAGGCUACAUUUGCUGGAGUUCAGACUGAAGACUGGGGCCAGUUCAUGCAUAUCUGCGACAUAAUUAACACUACACAGGAUGGGCCAAAAGAUGCAGUGAAAGCUUUGAAGAAAAGGAUUUCCAAAAACUACAAUCACAAAGAAAUCCAACUUUCUUUAUCACUGAUUGACAUGUGCAUGCAGAACUGUGGUCCAAGUUUCCAAUCUCUGAUUGUGAAGAAGGAAUUCAUUAAGGAUGGUCUAGUUAAGCUGCUGAAUCCAAGAUACACUUUGCCAUUAGACAUUCAGAACAGAAUCUUGGAUUUCAUUAAGACUUGGUCACAGGGCUUCCCAGGAGGUGUGGAUGUGAGUGAGGUGAAAGAAGUGUACCUCGACCUGCUGAGGAAAGGCGUUCAGUUUCCACCCUUGGGUGCCGAGGCUGAGACAAGACGGGAGACUGCUCAAAUCUCACCGAAAUCACCAACAUCUAUUCCAACUGCACCAGCUCUUUCUUCUAUAAUUGUUCCCAAGAAUCCAACUAUUUCAUUAGUACCAGAACAGAUCGGAAAACUGCACAGUGAAUUGGAUAUGGUGAAAAUGAAUAUGAAAGUGAUGGCUGCCAUCUUGAUGGAGAACAUUCCUGGGUCUGAGAACCAUGAAGACAUAGAGCUCCUGCAGAAACUUUACAAGACAGGUCGGGAGAUGCAGGAGAGGAUCAUGGACCUUCUGGUGGUAGUAGAGAAUGAAGAUGUAACUGUUGAACUAAUUCAAGUGAAUGAGGAGCUGAACAAUGCCAUCCUUGGAUAUGAGAGGUUUACUCGAAACCAACAAAGGUUUUUGGAGCAAAAUAGAAACCAGACGGAAUCCACGAAUACUGCCACUGAGCCUUCUGCUCCUUCUUCUGAUCUCCUAGACCUAAGUCCCAGCCUGCUGGUGCCUGUGUCCAAUCAGAGAGAACUCGGCAAUGCGAAUGCUCAGCUUUCAGACUUAAGUUUCAGCUCUUCAAAUCAUGUUACAACAAGCAGCUUGACUCCCAGUCCUCAUCCAUUGGUGGACUUGCUAGCAUCAGCAAAUACAAAUACAGAAAUACCCCCGUUUGCCCAAAGGACCAGCCAAAACCUCGCCUCAGGUCACACAUACGAUAAUUUACUGGAACACUCAAGUUCAGUGUUACUGCAGCCAGUCAGCUUACAGACUACCACAGCAGCAUCAAACCAGAGGCUACCACCCUUACCCAGCAAUCAUCCAGUGAUAACUAACAGUGAUCCCCAGCAGCCACCCAAUUACUAUGAGGUAAUGGAGUUUGAUCCCUUGGCUCCUGCUUUCACUACAGAAGCUAUUUAUGAAGAAAUUGAUGCUCACCACCACAAAGGAAUUCACAGUGACUCUUAAGAUGAGUGGUCCUCCCACUAGGAGCUGGAAGUGUCAACUCUGUAGUUGUCCUUGUUUAGCUCUGAGGCCUGAAAGAUAAGACCUGCCAACAUGGGAAAGCCACAGCGGACCAUUUCUCCUCUGCUAAAAUGAAGUUUCAAUAGAAAAAUAACAUUUCUGGACUAGUAUUUGUGGUUCCUGACAAGGGUUCAGAUACCCAGCAGAACCUGGUUAAAACAAGUAUUUAAAACUUCAGCAGAAGUUAAACUGCUUAGAACUAGGCCAACUCAUUAAACGGGAGUAUCUGGUGUUACACAGCCCUUUCUACAAAGAGAAAUCACAGAGCUAUGAUAAUGGUGCAUGAAGACUGCUCUGCUACAAAACAACUGUGAACAGAUGGAAGCAGGGAACUUGAGAGACCACGUAUUAUUAAAGAAGAGUAUGAGUGCCUUCACUUAACUGAGUCUGAAUGUAAAAGUCAAUUUGCACUUGUUUAUAAAUAAUACUUUGGUCUAGAAUUGUUUUGAGCAUGAUGACUGUAGUUUGUAUUUCAAGUGCCUGAGCAUGCCACUGCUAGAUGCAUCAGGUGGCCUUUAGAUGAUUCUUUCCAUUACAUGCUCUUUCCUUUUGCUGUAAUUUACAUUUCUAUUUGAAACAAAGACUAUUGGAUAACAUUUAGAAUAAGUUGUGCAGGGUUCACUUAAAUUAAAAUUAUUAUUAAAAUUGUUUGUCAGAAUUUUUUCCUUAAAGAAUACAGUAAAACUUCACAAUUCCAUCCUUACAUCUUUGAACUAUGAAGUAAAUGCAGCAAAGCCUAGCAGGUAAAUUCCAUUUUAUUUCAUGAUACCAUAAUUUCCAAGUGAUUAUUCAGUACUCUGAAUAAAAUAGUCCUCAACCUUAAAAGACAAGUCUACCUUGAAAUAGAAUGCAAACUCAAGCAAGCUGUUAAAGCUCAGUCUCACUUUAAGCAUGCCAUUGUUUGGCUCACUAGGUAAAGGUGCUUGCCAACAAGUCUGACAUCCUGAGUAGAGUCCUGGGACCCACAUGAUGGAAGGAGAGAAGUGACUCUCCCAGGUUAUCCACUGACCUCUACACAUACUGUAGCAUGCAUGCCCUCAACCCCCCGCCCCGACACACACACAAAAUAAAUGUAAAAAAAAAAUUAGUGUCAAUUCAUACUGAAGGAAAACAGCAGCCAACUAGCUUGGAAAUAAGUUCUGGCUUAUGACCUUAAACAAAUAAAUUUGGGCAAAAUUUCUUGUUUUAGAUUUCAUAUUCACUGUUAGAAGGCAUGAAGGGCUAAUAACUUAGAAGGGAACUAGAGAAGCUAAUCAUUAAAGUGGUGUGUGAUGUGUGUGGACAUGCGGGCACCCGUGCCACAGCAUGCAUGCGAGGCAAGACAGCUUUCUGGCACCUGUUCUCGCCUUUCACCAUAUUCUGAAGCAGGAUUUCUCUUAUUUCUGCUCCAUGCCGCGGCAUGUUCUAGACAAGGCAGUUCUGACUCAGCCUCCCAUUUUGUCACAGGAGCUGUGGGGCUGCAGAUGAGCGCUACUGCAUCCACCUUUUUUAAGGUGGGUUCUGGAGAUCUGAACUCAAGUUGUCAGGCCUAUGUGGCAAGCCCUUUUACCUACUCAGCCAUCUGUCUGGCCCCUAAAGCACUUCCUAGUACUGUAACACCUCGCAGUCACAUGUUCUUCACGUGGGCUUCUUGCAAUUAAAAGCUAAACCUGUUCUCUCAGUAUUAAGUGGGGUAAAUUAAGCUGUUGAAAAAGAAAAG
Molecule: messenger RNA, 3282 nt
Organism: Nannospalax galili (Upper Galilee mountains blind mole rat)
Lineage: Eukaryota; Metazoa; Chordata; Mammalia; Rodentia; Spalacidae
Gene: Tom1l1
Product: target of myb1 like 1 membrane trafficking protein
Exons: 16
Coding region: 96-1526 (476 amino acids)
Biological process (GO): signal transduction
Cellular component (GO): membrane; endosome
Molecular function (GO): phosphatidylinositol binding; clathrin binding; ubiquitin binding
Source: RefSeq, a predicted model, not a curated record